AUACACAACAAAAUAAACAUAAAAGUACAAUAAAAAGCGAAAAAGCAAAACAAACAAAAUAAUAUAUACAAGACAAUGGAUGGUCUUAAUUAUCCCGAAUUUGAUGAAAGUUUCCUCAAUGAACCAUCUAAAGUUGUGGAAUUGAUCGAGACCUUGGAUGUGAUGGUAAAUUCAAACAAAAUGGAAGACAAGCGAGAAGGUAAGAAGAAGAAGGAACCACAAACGUCGUUUGCUGAUAUCAGUGCGGAUGUAACAGAUGAUAGCUUUUUUAUCACAUCUCGCGGUCGCAGUCAGAAUCUCGGUCGCCGAUCAACAAGGAGAACCAGGUCAAGAAGCAAAGCACUUGCCAACUUAAAUCAGUUUACAUUCAUGCGGCAAAUUGAUCAAACUCUCGAGCAACGCACUCAGACGCGUAUUGAACGCGAGCGAGUCGCCAACAAUUUUCGCAGACUGGGCAACUCUGCUUAUCGCAAGGAACAAUUUAGCAACGCCAUUGAAAUGUAUACCAGAGGCCUGGAAUACAUCAAGGAUACUCCGGUUCUCUAUAUAAAUCGCGCAUGCUGCUAUCUAAAACUACGCAACUUUAAUCUAGCCAUAAUAGAGUGUAAUAAUAUAUUAACCAAACUGGAUCCAAAGUAUCUUCGCGCCUUUCUCUACAGAGCUAUUGCCUAUAAACGCUUGAAUGAUGAGAAAAACUACGAGGAAAGUAUUUAUCAGGCGAAGCGUCUUAAUUCCAGGGAAAUGGAAUUCAUUGAUGACUUUUUGGAAAAGAUGCGCACUUUUUAACAAACGAGUGUGCUGCGAAAUUGUUAAGUGUCGAAAUUUCAGCAGAGCAUAUUUAUUUAUUUUUUAUUAAUUUUAACCUAUUAGAAUACUUUAACAAAAUUGUAUCAAUAUACAGUCAUAAUGUUCUAUAA
Messenger RNA from Drosophila innubila, 917 nucleotides. RefSeq names its product tetratricopeptide repeat protein 12. Lineage: Eukaryota; Metazoa; Arthropoda; Insecta; Diptera; Drosophilidae. The record is from RefSeq and is a predicted model, not a curated record. Gene Ontology annotation, molecular function: protein binding. The transcript is spliced from 4 exons. Bases 76 to 786 code for a protein of 236 amino acids.